AUGGGUAAAUCAAACGGCAAAGGUGGUAAAAAUAGAAGAAGAGGAAAGAACGAUAAUCACGGUCAGAAGCGAGAGCUGAUCUACAAAGAGGAAGGUCAGGAGUAUGCACAGAUUACCAAAAUGCUCGGAAAUGGUAGAGUUGAAGCAACCUGUUUUGACGGAAUCAAGAGAAUGGGUCACAUUAGAGGAAAGCUUAGAAAGAAGGUAUGGAUGUCCCAAGGUGACAUUAUUUUGGUGUCUUUGAGAGAUUUCCAAGAUGAUCAGUGUGAUGUUGUUCAUAAAUAUAAUGCUGACGAGGCUAGAACGUUGAAAUCCAACGGCGAAUUGCCUGAAUCUGCCAAGAUCAAUGAGACCGAUACCUUUGGUAUGGAAGACAACGACGACGUCAACUUUGAGUUUGGUGCUGAGAGUGAAGAGGAAGAGGAGCAAGAGCUUGAUAUUGACGAUAUUUAA
Komagataella phaffii GS115 is the source of this 453-nucleotide messenger RNA. RefSeq names its product Translation initiation factor eIF1A. The transcript has a single exon. The record is from RefSeq and is a predicted model, not a curated record. Gene Ontology annotation, molecular function: translation initiation factor activity; RNA binding. NCBI's taxonomy places the organism in Eukaryota, Fungi, Ascomycota, Pichiomycetes, Pichiales, Pichiaceae. Gene Ontology annotation, cellular component: cytoplasm. The coding region runs from base 1 to 453 and encodes 150 amino acids. Gene Ontology annotation, biological process: translational initiation.